This is a messenger RNA of Candida dubliniensis CD36, 795 nucleotides long. RefSeq names its product Cdg1p (gene CDG1). The record is from RefSeq and is a predicted model, not a curated record. Bases 1 to 795 code for a protein of 264 amino acids. The transcript has a single exon. Gene Ontology annotation, molecular function: ferrous iron binding; cysteine dioxygenase activity. Gene Ontology annotation, biological process: L-cysteine catabolic process. Lineage: Eukaryota; Fungi; Ascomycota; Pichiomycetes; Serinales; Debaryomycetaceae.
AUGCUUUUAAAUCAAUCUAAUUUCAUUGCUGAGAGAUCCACAACCCCUACAUCAAUUUCCCAUCCUCCUUUGGCUUGUCCAACACCUCCACCAACGAAUGCCCGCAGAAAGUACCCGAACAAACCUGUUACAUUAGCACCAACUGUCGAUCAUGGCUGUGAGAUAAAUGGUACCACAAUAGAUUGUAUACCUAAAGAUUCCAAAUUCUAUCAACUAAUCAUGGACUUGAAACAAUUGUUGGCUGGUAAAGGAUUAAGCAAUGAAGACAUUGAUGUGGAAAAAGUCAAGCAGUUGAUGGCUGAUUACGACUCAAAUGAAAUCGAUUGGCAACAUAUGGCACUUCAUGACCCAUCGAGAAACUAUUCACGUAAUGGAAUUAUCAAUUUGAAUGGUAAUGCCAACUUGUUAAUAUUGGUUUGGUCUCCAGGUAAAUCAAGUGCAAUUCAUGAUCACGCUGACGCUCAUUGCUGUGUAAAGAUGCUAGCUGGUGAAUUAAUUGAACAUUUAUAUGAUUUCCCCGAACAUGAAGGGGAAAAAUUACAAUGCAGACAAGAAACAAGUAUGAAAAGAAAUGAAGUUGGUUAUAUCAAUGAUUCCAUUGGUUUGCAUAGAAUGUCUAAUCCUUUGAAAGAUCAAGUUAGUGUUUCAUUACAUUUGUAUACACCUCCUUAUGCUUCUAUGUAUGGAUGCUCAAUGUAUGAAGCAAGUAAUGGUAGGAAGCAUCAUGUUGACAUGUCCAAGUACUACAGUUGGCAAGGAAAAUUGAUUAACGAGAAGGAGUCACUGACUUGCUAG